Arabidopsis thaliana (thale cress) is the source of this 1028-nucleotide messenger RNA. RefSeq names its product ovate family protein 17 (gene OFP17). The transcript is spliced from 2 exons. The record is from RefSeq and is marked reviewed. Gene Ontology annotation, biological process: negative regulation of DNA-templated transcription. Bases 206 to 793 code for a protein of 195 amino acids. Lineage: Eukaryota; Viridiplantae; Streptophyta; Magnoliopsida; Brassicales; Brassicaceae. Gene Ontology annotation, cellular component: nucleus.
CAAACAUUUGCAAUAAGAAAACCUUUUCUAUUCUCCAUUGUUUUUAAAAACUUCAUGGGACUCCACCAUCAUGAUCAGUUUCACACCCAAAGACGUGAACUCCACGCAACACAAGCCAAUCCUCUAACCUUAUACACACCAAAACAAAACAAGAAGCCAAAGAGGAUCACAACAACAACAUCAUCACCAAAAAAGCUUCAAGACAAUGAGAGUGAAAGCAACUUUGAUUAACUUCAAAUCAAAGCUUUCGAAAUCAUGCAACAGAUUUGUCUCUCUCUUCCGCUUCCGAGUUAAAAGACCUGUCUUUAUUAGACCUCUUCGUGCCCGUCAUGGCAAUGUCAAACCUAGACAUCAACAUCAUCAUUCCAAGAAGCCAAUCUGUUCUUGUCUCUGUUUCCUCAAUUCAAGCAAGAACCAUAAGAUGAGCAACGCCAAACAUAGAAGUUCCUCUUUUAGUGUGAACGAUGAUGAUUACUCCAAGUUUAUGCAAUCACCUCUUACGCCAGCAACAGCCAAGAAGCUCUUCACUUCACCCAUCACGACACCUUACUCUUCACGGACCAGGAAAUCGCUGAACGCAAGAGAUACAUUUGAAGACAAUGCUGUGGAAGAUGCUUGUAGAAGCUUUGAAAACUAUCUGAUUCAUCUGAUUGUUGAAGAAGGGAAAAUAGAUGACUUAAUGGACAUAGAGGAACUUCUCUUCUGUUGGAAGAAUCUUAAGAGUCCUGUCUUCAUUGAACUUGUCUCAAGAUUUUAUGGAGAACUCUGUAGAGACUUGUUUUCAGGUGAAUGAACAGAUCUAGUUAAAUUGAUCAAAACAAAAAUGUUUUAAAUCUGUAUCUGUCAGUACUUGUGGUUUGACAAUUAUUGAAUACAACAUCUAAGGUUUCUAAGUUUAAAGUUGGGAACAAUGUGUGAAGACUAUAAAAGAUUGUAUGUUUCGGUCAAUACCGGUCGGACCGGUUCAACCGGAUUUACUUACCAAACUCGUCUCUUGCAAUUUUAUUGUUGAAUAAAAAAAUUAUCAC